AUGGGCAACAUCACACAACCAGUAGAGCCUAAAGUAAAAAGAAUACAUCAGCAAAACAACCAUGAAGUAGAAUCAUGGGAUAACGGAACCCAGGGACAUCUUGUCAUGCCCUCGACGUCAAAGGAUGGCGGCUCCAAGAAAAAGCAGAAACGCCGCGUUCUAGCACGGCAACCACAACCAAGACCACGAACAUCCCGUGGAAAGCGCUCGAUGGUGAAAGAAGCUACUGAAAUUCCUGGAUCACUUCCAGUAAAACAACUCAAUGAAGCGAGAGAAGUGCUUGUAGCGUCAGACUACAAACCAGGGGGAAAUUGGGAACACUGGGAACGAAAAUCAAGGGUUGUAAAUGGGAAAGUCUCGUGGGUUGAAGAAUGGGAAGAAGUCAAGGGAACUCCACGAUCAUGCAAAUUUUUGAGCAAACAGCAUGAAGCCUUGAACUGGCCGACGACAAUCAACAAGAGGGAACAUCAGCAGACACUCCAGAAACGAGUCAGAGGCGACCCAUCGCUACCCGCAGACAAGCAAUGUGGCGAGGCGACAAAGUCCAGCCAACAACAGCCAACUGUUGCUCUUCCAUCGCUUCAGAACGCCAGUACCCCGGAAGUCUCAUUUUUUAAGAUGCCGCCACCAAGUCAAGCAGAAAAAGAAUAUGGGUCACUCACUGUAGUUCGACACAGGCCAGCGGCCGCGGUGGAUGCUACCCCAUACCCAUCUGCAUCGCCACAAAUUACCCGAAAAAGACCCCUUGACUCGGUAACAGUUUCCCCUCUGGUGGAAACUGGUCAAUCUUCGAGCAAAUCACCAAACAUUGUCAGCCCUCCAUCGGGACGCGUGCAGCCGAGGUGCCUGCCUGGCAAUGCUUCUGUUUCGAUCACUGAAGUCGGAGAAGGUGAGGGCCAAAAGGCUCGAGCGCCAGCAGCAAUCAGCAUGGAUCCUCAAAAACACACGGUACCAAUAAUACAGGUUCUUUUGUCAAACAAAACCUCUCCGGCUGAGAGAGCUGAUGUUCUCCGUGUCUAUGAUACAUGGAAAGCUUCACAAAGCGCCAUGGCGGCGAGCAAGAGCGAAGUCCAAAAGGCCGAGGAAGCCUUGGCUCUUGCCCGUAGAGCCUACGACGAGAAAGAAAGGGCUCACAGAGAAGUGUCUCAAGCCAUGGAAGCUUCAAUUCAAAAGAAAGUGCGUCCUGAUCGAAGGACUAAGCGACAAAGGAGAUGGAUGCCACCAACGCCGUAG
Molecule: messenger RNA, 1233 nt
Organism: Seminavis robusta
Lineage: Eukaryota; Bacillariophyta; Bacillariophyceae; Naviculales; Naviculaceae
Source: the annotation of a GenBank genome assembly